This is a messenger RNA of Paralichthys olivaceus (Japanese flounder), 3675 nucleotides long. RefSeq names its product glucose-6-phosphatase catalytic subunit 1a, tandem duplicate 1 (gene g6pc1a.1). Gene Ontology annotation, biological process: gluconeogenesis; glucose 6-phosphate metabolic process. Gene Ontology annotation, molecular function: glucose-6-phosphatase activity. Lineage: Eukaryota; Metazoa; Chordata; Actinopteri; Pleuronectiformes; Paralichthyidae. Gene Ontology annotation, cellular component: membrane. The record is from RefSeq and is a predicted model, not a curated record.
ACACGAGCUACGUUUCUCUUUCGUUAAUCAAAGAAAAAAGAGAUUUUCCUAGAAACCCGUGGCCCUUCAGAGGGGCGGCAGCUGAUUUCCGUAAUGAUGGGUUUUGGCCUCAGGGGCCUCGGGGGGUCAAAGGUUAAGGAACCGUCAGUACCGUCCCAAAGGCAAACAAAUGUGCAAACAUUGAGUAAAGUCCAGUGUGGAUCACACAGUGGCUGAGCAGAGGGAACAGCCUGAGAGAACUUGGUCCUAACCAACAACACCCCCGACUCGGUGCACCAGGUCUGGGCUGCGACAUCAUGGAUCUUUUCCACAGCUGGGGGGUUGAGCUGGCCGUCCACCUGCAGACCAGAUACAGCAGCUACGGGGGCAUUUUCAACCUGGCGUCCACGGUGGCCGAUCUGCACACCACGUUCUUCUGGUUGUUCCCGGUGUGGUUCCACCUGCGCAGGGACACAGGGCUCAGGCUCAUCUGGGUGGCUGUGAUCGGGGACUGGCUCAAUUUGGUCCUGAAAUGGGUUCUUUUCGGGGAGAGACCCUACUGGUGGGUUCACGAGACCCGGUUCUAUGGAGCAAAUCCGGUUCCUCCUCUGCAGCAGUUCCCCUUCACAUGUGAGACUGGACCAGGAAGUCCAUCAGGUCACGCUAUGGGUGCAGCUGCCGUCUGGUACGUGAUGGUCACAGCGCUCCUCUCUAUGGCCACAGAGCAGCGAUGUAAACCUUUACUGUACAAACUCCUGCAGAUGGGCCUGUGGAUGCUGAUGGGCCUGGUGGAGCUGGUGGUCUGCAUGUCAAGGGUCUACAUGGCCGCACACUUCCCACACCAGGUGAUCUCUGGAGUCAUCACAGGUGUCCUCGUGGCUGAAGUUGUCUCCAAGGAGAAAUGGAUCUACAGCGCCAGCAUGAAGAAGUAUUUCUUCACCACCUUCUUCUUGACCUCCUUCGCUGUCGGCUUCUACCUGCUGCUCAAAGCUCUGGGCGUGGACCUGCUGUGGACCCUGGAGAAAGCCCAGAGGUGGUGCGUCAGGCCCGAGUGGAUCCACAUGGACAGCACGCCCUUCGCCAGCCUCCUGCGGAACAUGGGCACCCUGUUCGGCCUGGGCCUGGGCCUGCACUCGCCGCUCCACAGUGAGAAGAAGAACAGAAGCGCUGCUUCCAAGGCGGGAUGCAUUGUAAUCUCUCUGAUCCUGCUUCAGCUGCUGGAUGGAUGGACAUUCUCCUCAGGAAACCACAUGACUUUCUAUUUCCUGUCUUUCGGAAAGAGCGCUGUUGCACUUUUAAUCCCAACCACUGUGGUGCCGUCGGUUCUGUGCAGGAUUUGCAGAGGAAAGAAAGAAGAGAAGAACUUGUAAUUGAAAUCAAUGAUUAGUUUAGUUUUCUUCUCAUGAAGGACGUUGAGGGGUUUGUUUUGGAUUAUUUCUUGGACUGAAGCUGUUUUUACAAAGAAAGAGGUUUUUCCAUGUUGACCAGAAAAAAAUACUGAGCUCCUCAGCAAACUUUCCGUUCUCUUUCAGCUCAUGUGACGAAUAAACGAUGCGGCUGAAACUAAUCUUAAAAGAGUCAUACUGUUUUUAGUACAAGGUUUUCUCCGAACGUCUAGGAUUGAAACUGAUUCAUUCUCAGGAAGGAACAACCAUUAAAUAUUAACUAACGCAUGCUCCUGUCACUCAGCAGUCCCACAGGGUGACUCUGCCUUUCACCUCCGCCGAGAGCUUUCAGAAGCGACGCGGAGGGUCAAGGGGCAAAGAGUGUUGCAGGCAACACGCGUGAUCCCCUGAGGUUUUAAAAUCCGUACAUUGUUCAGGUGACGUAUCAGGGAAAUUUCAAAUGUGUGGUGCCGACACCGGCAGGACUUACACAACCGACACACAACUGAGAAUUAAUGAAUCCAUUUUCAUCCAAAAUCAAUGAGGUGAUAAAAGUAGAGGAAAGACGAGUUGUGGUGGUCGUCAUCGCACUUUGAAUGGAAACACGGUGACAGCAGACAGGGCCACGGGGAAACUGUUUGAUGACAUAAUAACCGCGGUCGUGUGAGUUUCCCAACCAGCAGAUCCCAAGUCUCCUUUUCAGCCACCGAAACCUUUUCCGGUGCUUAUCUCUUAAGGAUUAAUCUAUAUGGUGCUGCUCUGUGGGUGGGUGAUAGAGACACGGGGGAGGGAGGGAGUCGGUGGGAUCAGACUUUACAAGAACAUUGAGCAACACUCUGCUGUUUACAUUUACGACACCGUGGAUGUUUUUCUCAGGUUUGCAGAUUUUAACCUCUUCACUGUCUCAUCAGGAGAAACAACAACAAAAUCCGCCUCCAUGGUCAGAUGUAGUUCACGUUAGUUAAACAGUGACUCAAUACUGGAAUUACACCCAAAAUACAUUAAAAAAAAAAUAUACCCAAAAUGAAACAUUUUAAAUACGAAACUGAAUAUUUGUUGUUGGGAAAUCAACCCCAACAAAUCAGUAUUGUAUUGUAUACUGCAUAUUUUGUGUAUUUACUCAUCUUAUAACAGAAGUUCCCAGGUUUUUCCUCUUAAAAACUCUGUAUGUACAGUAUUUGACUUAUUGCACCUCGUGACUUAUCUCCCGUCUGAACCUCUCAGGUACUGAAGGUAAAUAAUAGUUUGAGGUUCAAAGUGGUAAAAUAUUACCUUUAAAUGAAUCAAUCUGAGUUGCAUCAUUAUUUUCCCCUUAUCUCCUUUAUUAAUUAUCUCAUAACCCCUCGUGUUUAUCUUGUGACCCUUUGGAGAGCUGAGGUUGGGAACUAUUGUGUCGCAAGUUGAUAAACCAGCAACGUGGAAGUUUCUGUUUGAACACACAUAUUCUACAGGGGCAGGUUUCCUGUGCAGGGUCAAGUACUUCUGAUAUUUGAAGCUCAUUCUGUUGAUAAAGAUUCUGUACGUUUAUCAUUUCGAGUGGCGGGACAGACAGAAGAGUCAAAGAACCUGUUUGUGACAUAACUUGAGAUAACAUUUACGGAUAAACCCGGAAGUCGUACAGCACAAUAAACAGUGUUUUUGAACACGAGCAGUGACAUCUGGAUGUGAAGAGUACUGUAUUUAUGUGAGUGUAUAUACAGAUGGCUGCUGUAAAGGUAAUACACCCUGCCUACUCCACGUUUGUGGAUGGGACAUGGACCAGACAAAGAACAUGCCAAAUAAAUUAUUCCCAAAUGUUUCUGUCAUUUUAUGAGGGUCAGAUCACACCAAUGAAUAUUUGAGGGUUAUUUUUGUCCAGUAAAUUUUGUUUUACUUCAUAAUUAACAGCUGAGACUGACUCACGAUUGGUCGACAGGACUUCCGACUGCGGCAGACUCUGGAUCUGAGAAAUUUCAGCUUGAUUUCUGGAUCGUGGGAGGAAGUGGAGAUGUGUCAGCAAACUUUUCAUAAUCUAUGGUUGUAAUGAGGUAUUUUAAUGUUUGCAGUCACAAAAACUUGUGUAUGAGCAUCUUGACAACAAACCACUAUCUGAUAAUUCAUUAAAAAUGUUUGCAACCACACAAAAUAUUCAACAUCUUUAUCAAAAAAUGUUUUAUUCAAUAGAAUCAAUGACGCGACAGAAGAGAUGCUUUGGUGACUUACAUGAAUUUUCACUGAAAACCAUCAAGUCUGUGAAACCUACAACCUGCUCCAUAAUCAUAUUUGUUAUGACUAUAAUGUGUAAUGUGCAGACAACGUUAGGAGAAAAAAA